Vitis riparia (riverbank grape) is the source of this 2425-nucleotide messenger RNA. RefSeq names its product alpha-L-arabinofuranosidase 1. NCBI's taxonomy places the organism in Eukaryota, Viridiplantae, Streptophyta, Magnoliopsida, Vitales, Vitaceae. Bases 167 to 2197 code for a protein of 676 amino acids. Gene Ontology annotation, molecular function: alpha-L-arabinofuranosidase activity. Gene Ontology annotation, biological process: L-arabinose metabolic process. The transcript has 18 exons. The record is from RefSeq and is a predicted model, not a curated record.
UGGCUCCUUGUCUCUCUCUUUCUCUCCCUAUAUAUAGGUGUACAAUCAACAGAAAUAAUCAAGCCAGGACUCAUCUCUCACACAACCCACACUUUCAAUCCCGAGGAACCCAGAUACCUAUCUACUCUUUCAGGCUGUGUGGAAAUUGGAUGUGGUGAAGGAAGGAAUGGGUUGUUUCCGCGCCUCUUGCAAAGUCCUCUUCUGCUUCUUCUUUCUGGUUUCCUCUGUGUAUCAGUUUUUGCCCAUUGGGGCUGAUGGGAACCAGACGGCGCAGCUGAUCGUUGAUACUAAAGGGCCUGGCCGGAAGAUGCCAGAAACAUUGUUUGGAUUAUUCUUUGAGGAGAUCAACCAUGCAGGAGCUGGUGGACUGUGGGCAGAGCUUGUCAGCAACAGAGGCUUUGAAGCGGGGGGCCCUAUCACUCCCUCAAACAUUGAUCCCUGGGCUGUAAUUGGGAAUGAAUCAUAUGUAGUUGUAGCAACAGAUCGUUCAUCACCCUUUGAGCGUAACAAAGUAGCGCUUCGAGUGGAGGUGCUCUGUGGCAAUGACAGCAAUAGCACUAAUAUCUGUCCAGCUGGAGGCGUUGGUGUCUACAACCCUGGGUACUGGGGCAUGAAUGUUGAACAAAAUAAGUGGUUUACUGUGGUCAUGCAUGUUCGCUCAGAAGAAGCAGUCAAUAUAUCUGUGGCAUUGACUAGCUCAAAUGGAGUGGACACCCUCGCUGCUACUAACUUUGUAGCUAAUGCUUGUACUGUCGGAAACUGGACGAAAUAUACAGCUAAUUUGCGAGCUACAGCAACAAAUAGUAAUGCAAGACUUCAAUUGACAACAACCAAAAAGGGAGUGAUAUGGUUUGAUCAAGUGUCAGUAAUGCCUGUGGACACAUACCGGAACCAUAAUUUCAGAAAAGAUCUUUCACAAAUGAUAGCCGAUUUGAAACCUCGAUUUCUUAGGUUUCCAGGUGGCUGUUUCGUUGAAGGUGAGUGGUUAAGAAAUGCAUUUCGCUGGAAACAGACAAUUGGGCCCUGGGAGGAGAGACCUGGACACUUUGGUGAUGUUUGGAAGUACUGGACUGAUGAUGGACUUGGUUAUUUCGAGUUCCUUCAACUAGCGGAGGACAUUGGUGCAUUGCCAGUGUGGGUGUUCAACAAUGGAAUCAGCCACAAUGAUGAAGUCGAUACCACUAGUAUUGGACCCUUUCUGCAAGAAGCCCUUGAUAGUAUUGAGUUUGCGAGAGGUGCAUCAAAUUCUACAUGGGGUUCUGUUAGGACUGCAAUGGGACACGGAGACCCUUUUAACUUAAAAUAUAUUGCAAUUGGAAAUGAGGAUUGCUGGAAAAAGAAUUACCGGGGAAACUACAUGAGGUUCUAUGAUGCUAUCAAACGAGUUUAUCCAGACAUCAAACUAAUCACAAACUGUGAUGCGUCUUCUCGGAAGUUGAAUCACCCAGCCGAUUACUAUGAUUUCCAUAUUUACACAUCUGCCAUCAACCUGUAUAGUAUGGCUCAUCAAUUUGAUCGCACAUCACGUGAUGCUCCAAAGGCUUUUGUCAGUGAGUAUGCUGUGACAGGUAAAGAUGCUGGUUCAGGAACUCUUUUGGCAGCAUUGGCUGAAGCUGCAUUCCUCAUUGGGGUGGAAAAGAACAGUGAUGUUGUUGAGAUGGCAAGCUAUGCACCACUUUUUGUGAAUUCCAAUGACAGGACCUGGAGCCCAGAUGCAAUCGUUUUCAAUUCUUCCUUUGUGUAUGGAACUCCUAGCUACUGGAUGCAGCACUUUUUCAGCAACUCCAGUGGAGCGACUCUUCUCAAUUCAACGCUCACGACUAAUUCCUCCAGUUCACUUAUUGCCUCUGCAAUCACUUGGAAAAGCCCCCAGGAUAACAAAACUUACAUAAAAUUAAAGGUUGUAAACUUCAGAAACGUGUCAGUGAGUCUCAAAAUUUCCGUGGAUGGGCUGCAGACCAACUCCCUACAAUUGUCCGGGGCAACCAAGACUGUACUCACAUCUAGCAAUGUGAUGGAUGAGAAUUCCUUCAAAGAACCAACCAAGGUUACACCAUUCCGAUUUGAACUUAAAGAUGUAGGCAAGGACUUGGAUGCUGAACUCCCUGCUUAUUCUUUCACUGCAUUUGAUUUGUUGAUGGACUCAAGUAGUCUCCAGACCGUGGAAACCGAUGCUGGCUAUAAAUCUUCGAUUUAAUAUGAGGAUUAACAGAGAAAUCCUAUGUUAUAAUCAUGUUUACUUUAUAUGGUUUGAAUGUGUGUGUGAGGUGUUGGAAGUGUGAAAGUUGUGAAAUAUGAAGUGUGAGGGUGUGAACAAGGCUAUUUACUUAGCCACUCUUUAUCUUGUAAAAACUUUGUGCUGCUACUUCAAUUUCAAGCCUCUAAAUUUAUAAGUUUACCUUUAAAUAUACAUAAAUCUUGUGUU